UCCUCGAUCGAUCCCCGAAGCGAGUGCAACAUGAAAUUGAUCGUCUUAGCUUCUGUUAUCGGGGCGUGUGCCGCCGGUCUUCUCCCCUCUUACCUCCCCCCACAGUACCGAACAUCCCCCACAUACUACCAGGAGUCUGUCAGACCCCGAUCAGGUCUAGAGAGGAGUGCAGCAAUUCUAAGAUCAGUGUCAGAUGUCAACGAUCGUGGAUUCCAUUAUGCUUAUGAAACUGAAAAUGGAAUCCAAGCUGAAGAGACGGGGCAUGAAUCCAACGGCAUUGAAGCUCAGGGCAGUUACUCCUACACCGGUGAUGAUGGCCAGGUCUACAGUGUGAGGUACACAGCUGGAGCCAACGGUUUCCAAGCUGAAGGUGCUCAUCUUCCGACGCCCCCACCCUUACCUGAAGCUAUAGCGAAGGCACUACAGGAGAAUCAACGUGAUGAAGCUAAUGGAAUCUUUGAUGAUGGCAGCUACCACGACGGGAAAUAUGGCGAUUCUAACGUAGUAGUGGCUAGAGCUCAGUUCCAACCGAACAGGCAAUAUCUAGCUCCUGGCUUCCGAUCAUCUGGUUACCGAUACUAAGCUAUAUAUGUAAUUUACAUUUAUAUAAAUAAGGGCGAAUGAUUUGAGCAUAAUUUAAAAACCUAUCACGUGACUUGCGCAUAAUAAUUUACUAAGUGUGCUUCAUUAUCAAUAGCCGUUUUUAUAAUUUUCCAUCAAUACGAAUGUACAUACUAAUAUAAGGAUGCAAAAUGUAUGCAAUUGUAUGUAUUUGACAAUACACGACAUUCUUUGAUUUAGUUUUAGUGUAACAUAGUCAUCCCUUUAUGCUCUAUGCUAAUAUUGUAUGUUAAAAUAUAAAGGCGUUCUAUGAUUGGUUAUGCUCAUAUCAAUUUGGCGGGAAAUGUUAAAUCAUAGUUUGUUUUUCUUAUUCUACAUCCAAAUACAAAUUCAAAUUAAAAAAGCGUAUCAAAUGAAUGAGAA
Achroia grisella is the source of this 984-nucleotide messenger RNA. Its product is annotated as cuticle protein 3-like. Bases 31 to 582 code for a protein of 183 amino acids. The record is from RefSeq and is a predicted model, not a curated record. Lineage: Eukaryota; Metazoa; Arthropoda; Insecta; Lepidoptera; Pyralidae. The transcript has 4 exons. Gene Ontology annotation, cellular component: chitin-based extracellular matrix. Gene Ontology annotation, molecular function: structural constituent of chitin-based larval cuticle.